This is a messenger RNA of Centropristis striata (black sea bass), 3285 nucleotides long. It is a transcript of the gene lmln, whose product is annotated as leishmanolysin-like (metallopeptidase M8 family). The record is from RefSeq and is a predicted model, not a curated record. Bases 741 to 2741 code for a protein of 666 amino acids. The transcript has 18 exons. Gene Ontology annotation, cellular component: cytoplasm; membrane. Gene Ontology annotation, molecular function: metalloendopeptidase activity. Gene Ontology annotation, biological process: cell adhesion; proteolysis. NCBI's taxonomy places the organism in Eukaryota, Metazoa, Chordata, Actinopteri, Perciformes, Serranidae.
UGCUUCACAUAAAAGUGCAAAAAGUGCAAUAAAAUACAGAAUUGACAAAGGUGGAAGAAACAAAAACAAAAACAACAACAAAAAAUAAAAUAAAAUAAAAUAAGAAGGGAUAAAUGUACCUUUAGUUAUACCAGGCAUUAAAAUGAACAAUCAAAUCCAAUCCAAUCCCCUUUAUUUGUAUAGCACAUUUAAACAACACAAACGUCUCCAAAGUGCUGUACAUAAAAUCAACAAUAAAACAAACAAUUCCAUAUACCAAUCAGCAAUAAAUAGUAAGUGUAUAAAUCUAAAAUGAUGCCAUAAAUAAAACAAUACAAUCAAACAGACAAACAAACAAGAAACAGAAGAAAACCAGGUGGUCUAACAUUUUUUCCAUGACUGAAUUUAUUCUUCACACAGUGACUCCUCUUAAUAUUAGACGAUCUUUGUGAGUUGAGCUCCGGUUUUCUCUGCAGAGUGACUCCUCCGGUGAGGAGACGAUCUCCGGGCCGGUGUUCCCUCAGCUGACACCGGACAACAAACCAUCUGUCAGCCGUGAAUCCUCCCGUUAACCGGCCGGUGUCUCUGCCUCCUCUGCGGCCUCUUCUCCUCACAUUAAUGACCGGAGGGUUUCUGCGGGAUGCGGACAUGUUCUGAUUCAGCCUGCGAGCGAUGAGCGACCGGAGCGCCGCGGUGACCGGACCGGCGGAGGCGCUGUUGACUGCGGGCUGCAGAGCCCCGCUGGUCGGCCUGCUCGGAGGAUGGAGCCGAGGCUGAGCGGGGAUGGCAAGCCGUCCGUGUCCCGGCUCCUCGGCCCGGUGCUCCUCCUCUCCGUCCUGGCGUUGUCGGUGAACUGCCACGGGACGUGCAGACACCGAGCCCCGGCUCCCGACGAGGUGGUGCAUCAUGUGUACCUGAAGCCUGAGCGUCUGACCAAGAGAAGCUCUCCUGUGGACCUGCAGCUGAAGAUAAAGAUAAUCUACGACUACAGCGUGGACCAACUCUCUGCAGACAAGAGGAGGCUGGUGAAGGACAAGCUGUUUCCUCAGGCCAUCGACUACCUGCAGCGAGCCUUCAGUGUAAGGCGGCGGGUGGGCCCGGUGCUGCUCAGCAGACAAUGUGCCACCAACCAGUACCUGAGGAAGAGAGAUGACCCUCACCGCUACUGCCAGGACGCCUGCGCUGACGUCACCCGAUGCGGCCCCGUCGUCGUGCCACAGCACCACCUGCAGCAAUGCAAGGUAUGCAGUGAGUCGGGGAAGUCCUGUGGCCCCCUGGGGCCCCCCGACGGCCCCGGAGUGGAAGGGUCCGACUUCGUGCUGUAUGUCAGCGGCAUCACCACGGAGCGCUGUGGGCAGGAGAACAUCGUGGCCUACGCUGCGUACUGCCAGCUGGAGGCAGAGCUGGACAGGCCGAUAGCAGGCUAUGCUAACCUGUGUCCUGCCAUGAUCUCGUCCCAGCCUCAGGAGUUUGAAGGGAUGCUCUCCACGGUCAAACACGAGAUCAUCCACGCUCUGGGGUUCUCAGCAGGUCUGUUUGCCUUCUACCACGACGACGAGGGCAAACCUCUGACUCCUCGCUUCACCAGUGGCCUGCCUGCCUUCAACGAGAGCCUGGGUCUGUACCAGUGGAGCGAGGCUGUGAUCAGGAGGGUCAGCAGGCUUUGGGACAUCAGAGGAGGACUGAUGGUCCGACACCAAGUCCAUGUCCUCGUCACUCCCCGAGUCGUGGAGGAGGCACGCAGACACUUUAAUUGUCCCAUCCUGGAGGGCAUGGAGCUGGAGAACCAGGGCGGGACGGGGACGGAGCUGAACCACUGGGAGAAGAGGCUGCUGGAGAACGAGGCAAUGACAGGCUCCCACACUCAGAACCGCGUCUUCUCCCGCCUCACGCUCGCCAUCAUGGAGGACAGCGGCUGGUACCGGGCCAACUACAGCCUGGCCCAGAGGCUGGACUGGGGCCGGGGCCUCGGCUGCGACUUUGUCAUGAAGAGCUGCAAGUUCUGGAUGGACCGCCAGAGACAGAGGCGUCACUCUGUGACUCCGUACUGUGACACGGUGAGAGCGUCUCCCCUGCAGCUGACCUGCAGACAGGACCAGCUGGCUGUGGCCGUCUGCAACCUGCAGAAAUACUCACAGGAGCUGCCGCUGGAGUACCAGUACUUUGAGAGGAUCCCUGACGUGUCCUCUGACGAGCUGUCUCUGUUCGGCGGUGCCGUGGAGAUCGCAGAUUUCUGUCCGUUCAGUCAGGAGUUCAGCUGGCACCUGAGUGGAGAGUACCAGAGGAACUCGUACUGCCGCGUGUCUGAGAACCAGCCAGACUGGUGGAGGAACUAUGGGGCGGAGCAGUAUGGACCUGACUCCGUGUGUCUGUACCAGAAGUCAGCCUUUGUGAUGGAGCAGUGCACCAGGAAGAUGACGUACCCCGACUGGGGCUCCGGCUGCUACAAGGUGUGGUGCUCUCCUCAGGGCCUGACGGUGUUCGUGCAGGACCGCUCCUUCUUGUGCGUGCGUAAGGGCCAGCAGCUGAGCGUCAGCGUGCGCGUCCAGGACUGGGUGUAUAACGGCGUGCUGCUCUGCCCCGCCUGCACCGACUUCUGUGACGACUGCCCGCUGCCUCACCAGCUACCCCCCCUCAACACCUCCAGGAGCAACCCCAUCGACCCGUGCUCCAGCUCUGCAGGUCUGGUCGUCACUCUGUGGCUGCUGCUGCUCAACCUGCUCCCCCUGCUGGCCGGACUGCAGCUCUGCAGCUGCAGCUGAUACACACACACCAAGAGACCAGAGGAGGAAGAAUAAGCCAUGUGACCUGCCAGCUGUCAAUCACUCUGAGCUGUAAACACCUGAACAAGCCAUAACGCCCCAGAGCAUCAUGGGACACGGAGUCCCCACAGUGACUGCAACAUGUUUCAGAGUGGCUGCUCAGUGCAAUGCAUCGUGGGUGAUGGAGUUCAGCUGUUGGAGCCAAACGAGAACAACAAACACUAUUUAAGUCUGAAUGCAGUUUUUUUUAAUAACUUCCUGUGUGAUGGAUUAUUUCUGAUUCUGUUCAUGUCUCACUACAGAUUUCAAACACUAAAGAAAGAGAGUGAGUCUUAUUGUGAAAGGACUUCUGUGACUGAAUGUUUAGUUUUUAUUUAUUUAUUGUAGCAGAAAGUCUGUUUCUGUUCCACCGCGGCAUGUCGGCACGUUUAAGAUUUAAAAAACACUAAUCAGGAGCCGAGGAGGAGAAAUAUUCUCAGAAAAACUGAGAUUAAAGUCAUGAAUUUAUGAGAAAAAUAUGAGAUUAAAAGUAAGGUCGCAGGAG